UCCAUGAGAAAGCAGGAAGUACUGAGAGAGGAGGAGUUCAGCCUUGUUCAGGGGGCCAGUUCCCCCACCCAGAAGGUGAAGGUGCUCAUCGAUCUGCUGGCUGGGAAGGGCAGCCAGGGCUCCCAGGCUGGCCAGGACUUACUGCGCCACCUAGCUGCCCCUCUCAUCCCCUGUCCUAUCUCUGCAGAUUCUGGGAUGCAGAAGCACUUGGAGGCUCUGCUGAGCAAAUAUGGAGUCGGUGUGGACAUAGGCCUCCUGUCAGAGAAAGCUGCCUCAGAAAGAUUGACCAACUUACUGUUAGUGGAGGGCUUGACAGAUCUCCAACUGAAAGAGCAUGACUUCACCCAGAUUGAGGCCACUCGGGGCCAGAGGCAUGUGUCCAAAACAAUCCCCUUGGAGCGACUCUUCUUACCUCUCUCCAAAGUUUCUAUUUCUCCCCGGAUCUCUGUGACCGUUGGGGUAGCCGGCAUUGGCAAGACUACGCUGGUGACCACAUACGUCUCCAUGUGGGCCCGAGGGGAGAUCGGGAAGGACAUCUCUUUGGUGCUGCCUUUGAAUUUCCGGGAGCUCAACACUUAUGAGAAGCUGUCUGCAGAGAGACUUAUCCGCUCAGCCUUUCCCCACAUGGGUGAGACAGGGCCAACACACUCAGGUUCUGGACAGGUCCUGGUCAUUCUAGAUGGGCUGGAUGAAUUCAAAGUACCUUUGGAUUUUUCCAACGCGGUGGCUUGCACCGACCCCAAGAAAGAGAUCCCAGUGGACAACCUUGUCACUAACAUCAUCCGUGGGAACCUCUUUCCAGAAGUCGCAGUCUGGGUGACGUCCCGCCCAACAGCUGCCGGCCAGAUUCCAGGGGGGUUGGUGGACCGGAUGACUGAGAUCCGGGGAUUCAAUGAACUGGAGAUCCAGAGCUAUUUGAACCAGAUGUUUCCUGAUAGUCAUGAACUCCCCGGCCAAAUCCUAAGUCACAUCCAAGCCAACAAGGCCCUGUAUCUCAUGUGCACCAUCCCUUCCUUCUGCUGGCUAUGUGGGACAGUGCUGGGUUACCUGGUCAGGAGUGGAUUGGGGUGCCAAGCCUCGGAGUUGGUACCUCCAAGGACCCUCUCUGAGAUCUAUGCAUGGUACUUCAAGAUGGCCCUGUGUGGGGAGGGACAGGACAGGCCGAGGGAAAGCCCAAGGAUCGAGCAGGCCGUACACAGUGGCAGGAAGAUGAUGGGGACCUUGGGCCGACUGGCCUUCCAUGGCCUCCUCAGAAAGAAGUAUGUGUUUUAUGAACAGGACAUGAAAGCUUUCGGUGUUGACCUCCCCCUUUUACAGAGCAGCCUGUGCGGCCACUUCCUCAUACGGGAAGACACUGCCACGUCUUCUGCCUACUGCUUCAUCCACCUGGCCUUGCAAGAAUUUGCCGCUGCUGCUUAUUACUAUAGUGCAGCCAAGAGGGCAAUCUUUGACCUCUUCACCGAGGGCGGCAUGUCCUGGCCCAAGCUCGGCUUUCUCACCCACUUCAGGAAUGCUGCGCAGCGGGCGUUCCAGGAGGACAAUGGGCAGUUGGAUGUGUUUUUACGCUUCCUCUCAGGUCUCCUCUCCCCACAGGUCAAUUCCUUGCUGGCCGGCUGGUUCCUGGGGCGGGAUGAGCACAGCAGCUAUCGGGACCAGGCUGUGUCCCACCUGCAGGGCUACCUCAGGGCUGAUGCAUCUAUCUCCUCCCGCACUGUGAAUGUCCUACGGUGCCUGCAUGAACUGCAGCACACAGAGCUGGCCAGGGCUGUGGAGGAGGCCCUAGAGAGUGAGAGCCUGGCUGGGCUGCUGGAUCCCAUGCACCGCUCGGCUCUGGCCUACCUCUUGCAGGUCUCUGAGGUCUGUGCCCAGGAGACCAACCUUAGCAGGUGCCUCAACUAUGCCAUCCUCAAGAGCCUGCUGCCCCAGCUCCUCUACUGCAGGAAACUCAGGCUGGAGAACAACCAGUUACAAGACAGUGUGAUGGAGUUGUUGGGCAGCGUACUGAGCAACAAGGAUUGUCAUAUUCAGAAGAUCAGCCUGGCUGAGAAUCAGAUCCACAACAAAGGGGCCAAGGCUCUGGCCAGAUCCCUCCUGGUGAACAGAAGUCUGACUGCCCUGGAUCUUCGAAGCAAUUCCAUUGGACCUCAAGGGGCUAAGGCCCUGGCAGAUUCUUUGAAGAUUAACCGGGUCUUGGUGUCUCUGAGCCUCCAGAAUAAUGCCAUCAAGGAUGAUGGUGCCAAGUUCCUUGCAGAUGCCCUGAUGGUGAACCACAUGCUCUCCGUGUUGCACUUACAGAAGAAUGCCAUUGGGCCUCCUGGAGCCAAGCCGAUUGCAGAUGCCCUAAAGAAAAAUGGGAGCCUGAAGGAACUCAUGUUCUCUAGUAACAGUAUUGGGAAUGAUGGCUCCAAAGCUCUGGCAGAGGCACUGAAGGUGAACCAAGGCCUUAUCACCCUGGACCUUCAGAGCAAUUCCAUCAGUGAUGCUGGGGUGGCUGCCUUGACACGUGCUCUCUGCUCAAAUCAGACUCUCCUCAGCAUUAACCUCCGAGAAAACUCCAUCAGUCCAGAGGGAGCUCGCGAGAUCGCCAGUGCUCUGCGCAGCAACCAGGCCCUCCAGAAUCUGGACCUGACAGCCAACCUUCUCCAUGAUGAGGGCGCGCAGGCCAUCGCCGCGGCGGUGAAAGGCAAUCGAGUCCUCAGAACCCUCCACUUACAAUGGAACUUCAUCCAGGCCAAUGCUGCCAAGGCUCUGGGCCAAGCACUACAAUUCAACCAAAGCCUGACCAGCUUAGAUUUGCAGGAAAAUGCAAUUGGAGAUGAGGGAAUGAAGGCCCUUGCCAGGGCGCUGAAGAUGAACACAAGCCUCACAGCUCUCUAUCUUCAGGUGGCAUCUAUUGGUGUGCUUGGGGCCCAAGCCCUGGGUGAUGCCUUGGCUGUGAACAGGACCUUGGAAAUUUUGGACUUAAGAGGAAACUCCAUUGGGGCAGCUGGAGCUAAAGCCAUGGCUAAUGCCCUGAAGACAAACCCCAGUCUCCGGAUGCUCAAUCUUCAGGAGAACUCCUUAGGAAUGGAUGGAGCCAUCUGCAUCGCCACUGCACUGUCCAGCAACCAUGGACUCCAGCAUGUCAAUCUCCAGGGAAACCACAUUGGAGAAUCAGGUGCCAGGAUGAUCUCAGAAACCAUCAAGACAAAUGCCCCAGACUGUAUUGUUGAAAUGUGAGCCAUAAUUUCUGGUGGACUGAGCAGAACAGGGAAGAAACCAAGCAGGAAGUCUGAAUGCUAAGAUACUAUUUAAACAAGUGAUAGCCUGAAGGUCAGUGGCAUGGUAGUUCUAGAAGGAAGGAGCUUAUUGAGCCUCUGGAAGGAGUUUCAAAGAGAGGUCAUCAUCUACCUCCAGAAAUGAGCAUCAGUACAGGAAGAGCAAUGGUUGAUAACCUGCGUAAGCAGGGUAAAUUCUCCUAUGGAUGGACUCUGGAAUAGAGACCUCGUGAUGAAGGGUUCAGCCAAGGGAACAGAGGAAGGUGGUUGGCCAUGGGUAAAUAGCUGUUUAUAAGGCUCUUAAAAGUAUUAACCUGACAUGGGUAACAGAAGAAACAUUCCUUGAUUCUUCCACGCAACACACGUCUCUAAAGUCACAAUUCCUCAAGAAACAUGGAAAAACUGGGGAGUGGUGUGUUUUGAGAUGGUUUAAGUUGUGGGGUUCUGUGGAUGGAAAAGGUAAAAUGGUAUUUUUAUUUCUCCAAGUUUUCCACCACACCAGCACUAAACAAAUUAUACUUCAACAACAAACACGGGGUCCUAUGGACUGCAAACUCAGUAUGGUAGCAGUGUGAUGUGGCAACAGAAAAAAAAAAAAGCUGAUGUGAUUUUGUUCUGCCUUGUUAGCAGAACAACGGUGAUUUACUCUGGGCCAGAUAGUAUCUGGAGUGGUCAACCAAGUUCUUGGUGCCACAUUUUAUAAUGUACAUGGAUCAUCUAAAACAUGUCCAGAGCAGAGCAACCAGGAUGGUGAAGGUUAAAAAAAAAUACCUCUCAGGUCUUCUUUUGGGUCCAGAUCUGUGAUUUCAUCUUAGAGGAGAAACUCCUUCCACCCAUAUAGACCUGCAACUAACCCAUUUGUAACUUAAAGCCUUAGGGAGAGAGAGCCCUUCUGGAGGUCUUUCAGUGGCCUUAGAUAAUAUACUAGGUUCAUUGGUUUGGAGAAAUAACACCUCCAUUUUUGCUUUUUUGUUUCCAGAGCUCCGCAGGUAAACCACAGAUUGCUUUGUCACUAAACACUCCCUCAUUCCUCCUUUUAAAAUGUCAUAUCUAGAACAGGUGAAAGAAAAGGGGAUGUUUUGCUAGGAGAAGAUUUGGAGGGCUGUCUUCAUCCCAAAGUAGAUGGAUUCCAUUUGAUUCUGCUUGGCUCUGAAGGAUAGAACCUAGCACCAAUGAAUGAAAGCAUACAGGAAAAACCUGAGCAGAACAAAGAUACUUCCUCAUAAAUGAAGCUGUCUAAAAAACAGAAUGAGCUGCCUUAGUAUAGUGCAUUGUCUGUAAUUAUAGAGCUUUAAGAGGAGAAGACUAAUGCUCCAGGUAGGGACUGCAUUAAAUAAUCCCUAUUCUAGGAUUCUAUAAUUUUGCUCUAACACACUAUGGGAAUUCAUGAUGUAUUAUUAAGAUAUGAUGAUAUAAUGAAAAUCUGUUGGGCCUCAGUAGACCACAAAUGCCACUAGGAAACCUCUAUACCAAAAGGCAGAGGGUCUACCAAAAAACAUCAAUUCCCACAAAUGGUUGUGCUGCUGGAAGAAAAAUCAGAUAAGACACCACAGAUCUUAUCAAUCAAAUCAGUGAGAGUGCCUGUGUAUGAAGACUAUAAAAUGAUCUCAUUUUUAGUUUGAACAGGAAAUCAUUAGGGCUAGGAAAUUCCUUAUAGGUAAGUACAAAAAAAGUGCCAGCCUGCUCACACUUACUUCCCUAAUUGCAGCUUUCUCUGAAAGGACACUGGUAUUACAAGCAACAAGGUUCUUUUUUACAAUGAGAUUGGCAGAAAAUGUUACUUAGGUCUUCAAAGUGGGUAUCUUAGUUUAGUUUAGACACCAUGCUAUAGAAAUGUCAAACCUGGCCUGGAAACCAUAAUAUUCAGCCACCUCUUCUUUCCUCAACACGGCAUUCUUUUAAAAAAUUAUUUUAUUGAUAUAUUUUGUUUUACCGUAACAAUUCCAAAAAACAAUCCUAUCCAACCCUUAAAAACGGUUAAGCAAAAUUGCCUAACGUAGCUUCUGGGACUGACAGCACAAGUAACAUGUUUCUAUAAUUUACCAUUUCUUAACAAAAAGAAGAAAGUGCGCUCUAACAUCAGGCAUCUGGAAUCAACAGUGGUUAUGUUUCAUAUGAAUCUUUCAUAGUCCUCAUUCUUUACAGUGCAAAAGAUAUUUUAUUACGAUCGUAUAACAGUUUGUUUAUCCAUUCCCCAAGCG
Messenger RNA from Trichosurus vulpecula (common brushtail), 5458 nucleotides. RefSeq names its product NLR family CARD domain containing 3 (gene NLRC3). Lineage: Eukaryota; Metazoa; Chordata; Mammalia; Diprotodontia; Phalangeridae. Gene Ontology annotation, biological process: regulation of apoptotic process; negative regulation of canonical NF-kappaB signal transduction. The record is from RefSeq and is a predicted model, not a curated record. The transcript has 17 exons. Bases 4 to 3219 code for a protein of 1071 amino acids. Gene Ontology annotation, molecular function: protein binding. Gene Ontology annotation, cellular component: cytosol.